Molecule: messenger RNA, 877 nt
Organism: Pseudoliparis swirei
Lineage: Eukaryota; Metazoa; Chordata; Actinopteri; Perciformes; Liparidae
Product: DUF4748 domain-containing protein
Exons: 3
Coding region: 11-499 (162 amino acids)
Source: RefSeq, a predicted model, not a curated record
GCCACUGCGCAUGUCCGAGCAUUAUUCAACAAACAUGGCGGCAUCCUACGUGACAGCAGUCUGGAAGGCACUUUCAGCUGUGCACCGUGUUCCCGCUCGGUGGCUGCUGAGGUGCCGAGCCCCGGCAGUGAGUCCCCGUGUGCGGCUUCACGGCUCCGCUGCUGCCGCCCUGUGCAGCUCCAGGACGGAACCACUGAGGAGCAGCCAGCCGCACGGCGCAGCCGGCCGGAGAGCCGACGAGGAGGAGGAGGAGGAAGAGGAGGGUCCUGCAUACAUCCCCAAGAAAAAGGCCAAGAACCCCAUGGUGAUGCUCGGCUAUGCCUGGAUGAUAGGCCUCCCCGCGGGUGUCAUCGGCUUCCUCCUGACCAAGAGGGAAGUGGACAAGAACCGGCUGAAGCAGCUGAAGGUCCGACAGAGGAUGAGUCGGUCCAAUCAGGGGGAAUACGAAGGGAGUCGCUACCAGCACCAUCGCGCGGAGGACGUCAAGCUGGACCGCUGAUGGACGAGACGUGACUCCUCUGAACUAAAGGCCUAAAGACUGAUUACAGAAGAGAUGUCGACUUCAUGAGCUCGAGUAAAGAAACUAUUCUUCCAGAGGCAGAUGCAGGAAAUCUCUAAAGGUUUGCGCUUGAGGACGAACCUUUAAUCAGAAUGAUUUUGUUUUUUUCUUGCUCAAGAUGGAAAGUUGAACUUUGAAUUUGGAGAACGACCCCUUGUUUAUCAGCCGUGAUGCCAGUGAUAAAUAUAACGGAAAUAAAUGUAUCUUUGUAUAUUUGUGAAUACAUAAACGGGAAGUGUCAAUGAUACAAAUGCAUGCAAACUACAUCAAAGCUCACAAGUGCAAAUGUUUGUUUUUUAUAUUAAAAGGCAAACAAGA